AUGAACUAUCGUAAUAUAUAUCGCCUAUUUAAUAAAAGAGUUAUUUUGUCAUCGAUAUGUAAACGAACCAAGGGUUACGUCGUUGUAAAAAGACCGGAUCCAAAAACCCUCAAAAUGCCUACAUCAACAGAGGCACCUAGUAUUCUAGAUAUAAUUAAAGAAAAAGUUCGCCUUAAUGGUCCUAUUACAGUGGCUGAAUAUAUGCAUAUCGUGAUAACAAACCCUACAGAAGGAUACUACAUGAAAAAAGAUGUAAUUGGACAGCAAGGUGACUUUGUCACCUCUCCUGAAAUAAGUCAAUUAUUUGGUGAGAUUUUAACUAUCUGGUUCUUCUCGGAAACACGCAAGAUGGGACCAGGGAAGCCACUACAAAUUGUUGAAUUAGGUCCAGGAAAUGGCACAUUGAUGAUUGAUGUUUUAAGGGUUUUAAAUAAAUUGAAGUAUAAGCCAAAUGAAUUUAGUAUUCAUCUUGUGGAAAUAUCUUCUACAAUGCAGUUGCUACAAGCAAAUAAAUUGUGUGCGAGCCACAAGGAAAGUGAUAUUGAGUUACCUUAUAAUAGAGAGGGUGUAACCGUAAGUGGAAUAAAAGUUUAUUGGUAUAAUGAUCUAAAAAAGGUUCCACAGAAUUUCUCUUGGUACAUAGCACAUGAAUUUUUUGAUGUUUUGCCUGUACACAAAUUUGAGAAAACAGAAAAAGGGUGGAGGGAAAUACUUAUUGAUUUAGAUGAAAAUCAAAAGCUAUACUAUAGAAUAUCAGCAGAAGAAACGCCAAGUGUUAAGAUGCUCAUCCGUCCUCCACUGAAUGGCAGUGAUAGAAUGGAUUUAGAGAUCAGCCCCAGAGCUCUGGGUAUUGGAAGGCAGUUAGCUCAGAGAGUUGAUGAAUUUGGAGGAUUAGCCUUAAUAGCUGAUUAUGGACAUGAAGGAGAGAAAGGAGAUACUUUUAGGGCUUUCCAUCAACAUAAAUUAGUGGACCCAUUAGAGAACCCAGGUGUGUCGGAUCUGACUGCUGAUGUAGACUUCAGUCAAUUACGAGUAGCAGCAUCUAUGACACCCGGGAAUGAUAACUAUGCUAUUGUACUGGGACCAGUCAAACAGAAAGACUUCUUGGAAAGAAUGCAGGCCAAGGUUCGGUUAGAGGUCUUACUUACAAAUAUAAAAAAUGAAGAAGAUAAAGAAAAAUUAAUGGCUGCCUAUAAUAUGUUGGUUGAUCCGCAGAAAAUGGGAGACAGAUUCAAAUUUAUGGCAUUCUACCCUUCUUCAAUGGGGGAGAUCUUAGAAAAGCAUCCACCAGUUGGAUUUGCUAAUCUUGAUGCUAGAAGCGAAUAG
Molecule: messenger RNA, 1326 nt
Organism: Pieris macdunnoughi
Lineage: Eukaryota; Metazoa; Arthropoda; Insecta; Lepidoptera; Pieridae
Source: the annotation of a GenBank genome assembly